AUGACCUUCCUGGAGAGCCACGGCAAGAACAUCCAGCUGUCCAACGGCAACCUGACGGCCACGCGCGUCGCCAGCUACAACCAGGGCAUCGUGGUGGUGGGACAGCCGCUGCCGCCGGGACACCUCUUCCAGGUACACCUGGACGCGCUGAACCCGCAGUGGAGCUCCUCGCUGGCGCUGGGCGUCACCGGGGCGCCCCCCGAGCGCCUGUCCUUCCCGGCCACCGCCGCCGCCAUCAAGCGCUCGGCCUGGCUGCUGCAGCGCCGCGGCGUCUUCCACAACGGCGCCAAG
Molecule: messenger RNA, 291 nt
Organism: Nothoprocta perdicaria
Lineage: Eukaryota; Metazoa; Chordata; Aves; Tinamiformes; Tinamidae
Product: neuralized-like protein 4
Exons: 2
Molecular function (GO): ubiquitin protein ligase activity
Source: RefSeq, a predicted model, not a curated record